UCUUAUGGUGUCGGUAAAACUUGACAUUUCUUAAAAUCAUUCAUCUGAAGUAAGCCUCAGAUAAAUGUCAUUGUUUUUAAAAAAAAUAUUAAAUUUUAAUUAAUAUAUUUGUACUCAAGUGGCGUUUAAAAAUAUAAUAUUUGUCCAAACACUUGAAUAUGUCGUCGAACGCAGAUCCGUUAGCGCGAUUCGAUGCAAAUUAUAUAAGCGACACAAUGUACACAGAAGAUAUAAACAAAAAAAUGCGAGUUCCUAAGCGAAUUCGUGUUGCAUCAAACAGUGAUGAUGACAUGGCGAACGGAUUGUCAGGACAUUGGUCUAAUUAUGAUAAUAAUUAUCCCACACCCGAUGAACAAUUUGAUAUGAAAGUACCAGAGCGUAUAAUCGUGACGGGGUCAGGUCAACAUGUUGGAACUAAAACAUUACCACGUGAGAUUGUACUUGAAGAUCAAGUGAUGCCACGAGAUCCAGGUGUCAUCCGUGUGGCAACACCACCCCGCGUCAUUACAUUAGACAAAUACCAUUAUCCUAGUGUAAAAGAUCCUCCUAAUGAUGAACCUUCAGUUCCUGUAGUUAAACCUAGAUCUCGUUUUAAUACAACAGACAAAGGCUAUCCUAGCAAUGCUUUGAUACCCGUGAAACGUACAACAACUACAAAUUGUUCCCAGGAUGCUGAUGAUUUUACUAUUGUUAAUAGUUCAUUUACAUCAAUUGGUCAUAGUGGUGGGGAUGGUUUAACACCAGCCGAAGAGAUACUACAUUUACGUAAACAAUUAGCAAAAUUAAAUCGACGUGUUAUGGCCAUUGAAUUGGAAUCAAUGCAACGACAACAAAAGGAGAAAUUCAUUUAUGGACUUGGUUUAGCAUACUUUUUAUUUAAAGCAUUACUUUGGUUAAAUCGAUCUUAAGUUAUUUAAUUUUUAAAUAUAAAAUACAGUCAAAUCUGGUUAAGUGACCACAAUUCAUAAGUUGAUAAUCCCCACUUAACGGAAACUCCCUUGUAGGUAGAGGUGACCAAAUAAAGAUUAACCAACUAA
Molecule: messenger RNA, 1037 nt
Organism: Chrysoperla carnea
Lineage: Eukaryota; Metazoa; Arthropoda; Insecta; Neuroptera; Chrysopidae
Gene: Tango11
Product: transport and Golgi organization protein 11
Exons: 5
Coding region: 159-908 (249 amino acids)
Source: RefSeq, a predicted model, not a curated record